This is a messenger RNA of Rhododendron vialii, 1083 nucleotides long. RefSeq names its product glycine-rich RNA-binding protein RZ1A-like. The transcript is spliced from 4 exons. NCBI's taxonomy places the organism in Eukaryota, Viridiplantae, Streptophyta, Magnoliopsida, Ericales, Ericaceae. The record is from RefSeq and is a predicted model, not a curated record. The coding region runs from base 139 to 753 and encodes 204 amino acids. Gene Ontology annotation, molecular function: RNA binding; zinc ion binding.
AUCCUAUAAUCUCAUACGCGUCCCCGUACCACUAUAUAUAUAGAUUAGGGUUCGUUUCUUCGUAGCGACGCAAAGUACCCAAGAGCCUUUCCCCUCUCCCGUCAGAGACCUGAUUGCGAAUUCUCGGCAGUUGAAAAUAUGUCAGAAGAACUGGAGUACCGCUGCUUCAUUGGCGGCCUCUCGUGGUCAACAUCUGAUAGAGGUCUGAAAGCUGCAUUUGAUAAGUUUGGCCAUCUCGUAGAGGCUAAGGUUGCUGUUGACAAGUUCUCUGGACGUUCUCGUGGAUUUGGGUUUGUCACCUUUGAUGAGAAAAAUGCAAUGGAAGAUGCCAUUGAAGAAAUGAAUGGGAUGGAACUAGAUGGGCGCACUAUCACCGUUGAGAAAGCUCAGCCUAACCAAGGAUCUGGCAGAGAUCGUGAUGGCGAUCGUCCGCGUGACCGUGACCGUGGCCGUGAUCACGGUCGCGACCGUGACUAUGGAGGUGGUGGUGGUCGCGGAUCUGGUGGUGGAGAGUGCUUUAAGUGUGGCAAGCCUGGUCAUUUUGCUAGGGAAUGUCCUGGUGAGGGUGGCAGAGGUGACAGAUAUGGUGGCAGGGAAGAUAGGUAUGGCGGCGGUGGUGGUGGUGGAGGAGGAGGACGUUAUGGUCCUGAUAGAAAUGGUGACCGUUCAGGGGGACGUAGCAGGGAUUCUGGUGGUGGGGGAGGGGAUCGAUAUAGUCGUGACCGGUCUGGCCCAUAUGACCGCCGCAGAUGAAAUGACUCCUCAAAAUUAUGCUGAAGAACUGGCGGAGCGGAAGAACUGAAGGACCCAAGACUGCUGGAUGCUACUGUUGAACUUCAUCCUUGCAGGAUUUGUCCACUUGAUGUUUGGCUUGAAGAACUAUGUAGUUGAUCAAUCUUUUGAAAGUGUGGAUCUUGGCACCAAUACCCUACUAUUCUGUGUCCGUUAAAUGUUCAAUACCUGGAUCUUCUGGGAUCUUAUGCUUGCUUGACAUGUUCGAAUCUGGUUUUACACUUUAAAAUGCUCAUAUUGCUGCUGGACAUCUGCUUUCUUGAAUUUGCAAUUACAAAUGUCGUUGUUGCU